Messenger RNA from Drosophila serrata, 481 nucleotides. It is a transcript of the gene Obp83g, whose product is annotated as Odorant-binding protein 83g. Gene Ontology annotation, biological process: sensory perception of smell. Gene Ontology annotation, molecular function: odorant binding. Lineage: Eukaryota; Metazoa; Arthropoda; Insecta; Diptera; Drosophilidae. The record is from RefSeq and is a predicted model, not a curated record.
UGGCACAUUCGCACUUGAGCACUCGUUCCAGCCAGAAAUGCAGUCCCACACGCUCCUGUUGAUCGCCGCCGUUGGCAUCGCCAUCGUGGCCCAGGCCCAGGCAGCGGCCAAGUUCCAGGUGAAGAACCACGACGAUGCCGAGAGGGCCUUCGAGGAAUGCCGCGAGGAUUUCUACGUGCCGGACGACAUCUACGAGAAGUACCUGAACUACGAGUUCCCCGCCCAUAGGCGCACCAGCUGCUUCGUCAAGUGCUUCCUGGAGAAGCUGGAGCUCUUCACGGAGAACAAGGGUUUCAACGAGAAGGCCAUGAUCGCUCAGUUCACGGUCAAGAGCAACAAGGACCUGGCUACCGUGCAGCAUGGCCUGGAGAAGUGCAUCGACCACAAUGAGGCCGAGUCGGAUGUCUGCACUUGGGCUAACCGUGUCUUCUCCUGCUGGCUGCCCAUCAACCGGCAUGUGGUCCGCAAGGUUUUUGCUUAG